Purpureocillium takamizusanense is the source of this 1879-nucleotide messenger RNA. RefSeq lists its product as uncharacterized. The record is from RefSeq and is a predicted model, not a curated record. Bases 1 to 1851 code for a protein of 616 amino acids. Lineage: Eukaryota; Fungi; Ascomycota; Sordariomycetes; Hypocreales; Ophiocordycipitaceae. The transcript has a single exon.
AUGUCGCCUGGGCCCAAGGAGCGUCUUCGAGGCGGCGACGUAGAGGAUGAGGAGGAGGACGAGCACCGGACCAGCAUCAUGGACCAGCAUCAUCAUCAUGACCCCUCGUCCUCGUCCGACUUUCGCGACCCCGAGUCUCCCACAUUAAACGAGGUCCUCCGCAAGUACAAGCGAGCUGCCUGUUCGGGCAAGCAAUGCCCGCACCCCGCCAACGUGUGGUUCCGCGACGCGCGAAGGGAACCCGAACGCGGGGGACAGCGGCAGGGGCAGGGGCAGCAGCAGCACCACCCACAUCAACGACGCAAAUCCAACAACAACACCAUAGUCCUCCGCGAGCUGAUCACGGAGCUGGCGCCAGACGUGCCCACCGCGUGGUCCGUCGUAGAGAGGUGCGAUGAGGAGGGGUGCAAGGACGACGGCGACAGCCCCAAAGAGGAAAACGAGCCAUCGUCAUCAUCAUCAUCAUCCCCAUCAACAUUCCCCCAGUUCCACCGUCUGCCCGCCGAGCUGCAGGAGCUCAUCUGGCGCGCCGCCGUGCCCCGCCGCUGGGUUCACUACGCGCUGCCCAGCAGCGGGGGGUUCGCCCCGGACGGCGGCGCGGGCAUGCGAUAUCCGCCGCUCCCUGUGCCGCAGGUCGCAUCCGUAUGUCGUGCGGCGCGACAUGUCGUCCUCGGCGGGGGUGCAAACGUCCUGUUUCGACGAGACAGGCCUGCUGGCACCCCUACUACUGAGGAGGAGGAGGGGGAGGGGCCGGCUAACAACAUGGAUAACCCCACCAUCACGUCGCCGUCGCCGUCACCAUCUUCAUCUAUUGCUGGUAGUACCGCCACGAGACAGUACGGGGACGUGGCAGCGGGCUUUAUCCAUGAGCAUGAUCUGCUGUACGUUACGCAAGAGCCGCAGCCGCAGCCGCAGCCGCAGCCGCAGCAGCACCACCACCACCACCACCACCACCACUACCAUCACCAUAACCCGGGACCCGGUGGAAGGGGGGGUGGCAAUGGAGGUAGUGGUAACAGUAGCAGUAAUACCGAGCGACAGCCAGCAGCCGCCGCCGCGCCGAUGAUGCAAGACGGUCAUGGUGGUGUCACAACAGCGACGUGGACCGCAGACAAGGCGCUGGGCGUCAUCCAAACCGCCGAGUCCAUCGCCGUUUGCUGGCAAGACCCAUGCUCGCUCUUCCUCGGCCCCAACAGCCCCAACGACCGGUUCGGCCACAGGCAGCUCGCCAGGUGGUCGUUUCUCAAGGGCUGCGCGGCGCUGCGGACUCUGUUUGUCAACUUUCGCGACCAGCCCGUGACCCUGCAAGUGCCAGUGAGGGCGUCGCGCCACCACCACCACUUGACGACAUCACCACCACCACCAGCAUCAUCAUCACCACCACCAUCACAUCUGAUUCCGAGAGACAGCAGCACCAGCACUAGCUGGACCGACGCCCUCAACCUCGUAAGGCUGUACGACGAUGACCGCCUCGCGCAGCUCACGCGCCUCGAGACGAGCCCAACGCGCACCUCCCUGCCGCGCUACCACUACGACGCCGGCAGGAGGACGAGGAGGUCGCGAGACGGCAACGGCGGCAACGGCGGCAGCGGCGGCGGCGGCACCACCACGCACCCGGGCCGGUGCCUCAACUGCGAGCGCGUGCAGUGGGAGCGCCACCACAGGCCCGCCGUGGAGCGCUUCUGGCUGCAAUUGUGGGCGGACGGGGAGCUGGGCGAGGCGGAGAGGGAGGCGGCGUUUCCGUCGCGCACCACGUACGACGCCAGUCACCCGUGGGUUCGGGACAAGAUGGAGAGGGCGCCAGAGUUUGUGCCUGUCGUGGCGGUCAGGAUUGAGAUACAGACUGAGUAGUAGUAGUAGUAUACCCGUUUUCUUUCGU